CCAAGAUUGAACUUUGCUCCCUGUGUCAGUUUGAGUCCCACCUGCUGCUCCAGGAAAUGUAGGUCUGAUCAACAGCACACCCCACGGCAGGAGCCGUCACACAAAGGUUUUGUCCUGUGUGUUGUUUUCCCAACCAAGUACGGUGGACAACUUGAUAUUUCUUUCUUCUGUAGUUUGACUCUCUUAAUCAGCGUGACAGCACUGAAAUGAUUGCUUCCUGGAAAAUAUGGUUUGGUCUUAUGUCCAUUUGUUUGCUACAAUACAGAGUGGUGUCACAGAAGUUUCAGCUGGAGCCUCAGAACUCAACAGUGCUGCAAGGCUCUGAUGUCCAGUUUAAAGCCACCAUUCAAGAAGACUGGAAGGUCACAACCUGGCAUAUUGGAGCGCUUCAAGCCCUCACGGUCAUCAACGUUCCAGAAAGCAUACUCCCAGCCUUUGACAGAUUUUCUGGCAGAUUCUGCUCCAAUGGCACCAAAAGUUGUGUGGAGUUCACCAUCCACAAUGUCACCCGGACAGAUGAAGGGGAAGUCACAUGUACUGUACAAGGUCAUCCACCACAGAAAGCCCAGCUUUAUGUACAAGAGAGUGGUACAGUCAGAAUCUUGGGUGAGAAUGUGACAGUGCUGCAGGAUGAGCAGGUAGAAUUUGAAUGUGUAACAGCAGCUUGGUUCCCUGCACCAACCAUCAGCUGGACCCAAAACAAUCAGACUGUGGACAGCAGCGUCUACAACAACACCAGUAUAAACAAUGGAGAUUUCUUCAACUCCACCAGUAUUCUCAAGCUCAAGGCAGCCGGCAACACAAGAGUGGACUGUUUGGCUACUGUUUCAGCAUUAGCAACCCCAAAAACCAGCUCUGUUUAUGUGGUGGUUGUUCCAAAACCCGCAGACUGGACAGUGCUGAUAGCUGUAGUCGCAUCAUUUGGAAGUUGUGCUUUGCUGGUUUUACUCAUCCUCGGAAUCCUCUUCUGCUACAAACACAGGAAAGAAAAAGAACAAAAUUACCAAGAUGAAAUGAGGAGAGUGCGAACACCGAGCCAAUUAAGUGUUGUCAGUGCAGUUGAACAGAUACCAGGUCAGGUGAAUAAUUCCUACGAGCCAGAGUAUCAGAAUAACACCACAAAUGUUGGUGUGGAACCAGGCUUUGUGAAACACAGACAUGUCACCAUUGUGUGAAGACACACAGAGGAUGGAGAGCUCUAUAGAUGUUUGACAGUCAUUUGGAAGGAACUUUAGAAUUAACAGCAACUUAAAGUUUUUCUGCUAUUUUGUCCAUAUUCUCGAUAAGAUAAACGUUUAAGAGCAAAGACUGGCCUACUGUAUGUUUAAAGGAUAAUUUGUAUUUUGUUAAGCACGGCUGUUAAAUUAUUAUCAGUGACUUUGUUGAAAAACAACGAAAUCCCCAGAGUGGAGGAAGGCUAACAGCAAGUAAGAUAGCCACCUGUUUUAGCUGCUUUUAGUUGAGAAAACAGAAACAAAACUUAAAAGUGCAUUGUGACGUGUAGACCUCUACUAUCUGC
Molecule: messenger RNA, 1519 nt
Organism: Fundulus heteroclitus (mummichog)
Lineage: Eukaryota; Metazoa; Chordata; Actinopteri; Cyprinodontiformes; Fundulidae
Gene: igsf5a
Product: immunoglobulin superfamily, member 5a
Exons: 8
Coding region: 207-1175 (322 amino acids)
Biological process (GO): cell-cell adhesion
Source: RefSeq, a predicted model, not a curated record